Messenger RNA from Solanum pennellii, 2370 nucleotides. Its product is annotated as protein ALP1-like. The coding region runs from base 782 to 1897 and encodes 371 amino acids. The record is from RefSeq and is a predicted model, not a curated record. Lineage: Eukaryota; Viridiplantae; Streptophyta; Magnoliopsida; Solanales; Solanaceae. The transcript is spliced from 4 exons.
GUUUCUCUGUUUUGGUCUCUGUUUAUUAAUGUAGGAAAACAAUUGAAUUAUACCGGGUUUUAUCUUCUUUUUUUGAUUACUGGUUAGAUAAUUCACUUUUUUGUAUGUUGGGUAUGAGUUUUCUUGUUUAAAUUUGUGUAUGUGGGUUUUGUGAUUUCUUUUUGGGGGUUUUCUUCUUGGAUCAUUAAAUAAGUAAAAUGGUUAAUGUUUCAUGAAAAAAUGAUUGCAGAUAGUGGUUAAGAAUUUAGUGAUAUGAGGGUUUUGCGGGAUUUUUUCUUGAUUUGGUCAGACUUAGUGAUAUUUGGAAGUUGAGUUCUUUGUUUAUUGACUUCCCUUGUAUAAAUAAGUUCACUAGCAGGAAAUGAUUUAGGGAUCGUUUGGUUACUGGAUAAGGAUUAAGUUAUUCAAGUAUUAAAUAUUGCAUAAGCUUUACCAUGUUUGGUAGCAUAUUUUUGUUAAAUUAUAAAAUUCAACACACACAAUACUAUGUUUGGUUAUAAAAUUAGAAAAUCACAUAACUAAUACAUGUUUAAGUUAUGAGUCAAUCUAUGUAUUAUUUUAUGCAGGGUAAAAGAUGGAAUAAGUUAUACCUGAAUAACUAAUACCUGAAUAAAAAUAUGUAUUGACAAUUUUACCCUUCACUCUCAAUCAAUAUACACCACAGGCUUUUAGAUAAACAUUCUCAUCCUUUAUCCAUCUGUAAAUCUAGAGAAUGGUUCUUCAUCUUCCAGGCAAGUAGAUUGAAAAACUUUCAAUCUGACGUUCUUUCUUUGAGAUUGAAAUGGCUAGUUUUCCUGCUGCAACAUCCAACACGUCCAUAAAGAGGGCAAGAAAAUCAACACCUUCAUGUCGAAGGAUAUGGACUCCAGAAGAGGAACUUACUCUUAUAGAUGGAUUAAAAGAAUUGUGUGUUAAUGGUUGGAGAGGAGAUAAUGGAACCUUUAGACAUGGAUAUUUAAUGGAAUUGGAACACUACAUGAAUGCUCGUCAUCCUAGUUGUGGAUUGAAAUCUCUACCACAUGUUGAUUCUAAAAUAAGAGCAUGGAAAAAGAGUUAUGCAACCAUAUCGUUGCUAAAGAGUCGAAGUGGUUUAGGAUUUCAAUAUAGUGACGGAAGUAUCUUAGUUGAUUAUCCAAAAGCUUGGGAUGACUUGAUAAAGGUUGAUCCAAAUGCCAAAUCAAUGAACUUAAAAAAAUGGCCAUUAUUUGCUGACUGGGAAGAGAUAUUUGGCAAGGAUAGAGCCACUGGAGAGUUUGCAGAAGGUCCAGAAGAUGCUGUUGAAGAAAUAGAAAGAAUUGAAUCUCAAGAAAUUACUAAUGGCAUGUCUGUGGGAUUUCCUAUUGAUGUUGUCGACAUAGAUGAUGCUUCAGGCACAAGAGAAAAUCAAGCUGCUCAAGAGGAACCUAAUGUAUCAACUGGAGCAACACAAAGUCCAUUUACUGCUCAAGCUGAACCUAAUGAAUCAACUGGAGCAGCACAAAGUUCAUUCACCGCUAAAAAAGGUGAAACCCAUCAAUCUCAGAAAAAGGGCAACUGUUUUAAAGCAUCAUCUUCUAAAGUCAACGAAAAAGGUAGAUGCAAAAAAAGAAAAGCAGUUGAAGAUGAUAAUGAGACUGUUCUUAAAGGUUUGAUGGAGGUGAUGAAACAAUUCACUGAAAGCCAUGAUAAGAGAAUGGCUUCUUUAAUUGACAAGCUAGGAGAGCGUGAUCUAUCUGAAAUUCGUGGUAAGAUAUUUUCUAUUAUUGGAUCCCCUGCAUAUGAAAUAUACAACUCAGAUGAACGAGUUAAGGCAGCAAUGGGAAUUACUCAAGAUAUAAAGAGAAUGGAAUUCUUCUUAAGCAUCAGCGAACUUGAACGUCACAGUAUGAUAUGGAUGAUUAUUAAUGAUAAGCUUUAAUUCACUGAAUGGUUUUUGUGUAGCUAUUUUGUAAGGUCUAACCAUAAUGGGAUCUUUUUUUACCUAGUAGAAUGUCCACAAAUGUGCAUAUAUGUGAAUGCUGUGGGCUCAAAAGUAGGUUGUUUUUGUAUAACAAAUACAUGAUUAUGUUCAAUAUUAGUGCUUUUGUAAGUAGCCAACUAAAAUGAUCUUCAGAUUGCUCAAGCAGUUGAUCUAAACGACUAUUCAACAGUUGGGGUAAUCACAAAGAUCCAGUCAGAAGUACAAAGUACUCAGAUGCUAUUUUGUCAAGUGUUGUUGAGGCUGGUGUUUAUGUGUUUGUCAUUGAAGGAUAAUGUUACAAAAAUAGGGGACUUCUUUUGGGGAAAAAUGUAAUUGUAUGUCUUUGUUGUAUGGGUUAACUUUUGUAAUUAAACAAUGAAUUAUGCUAAGUUUCAUUCACUUUAAAUGAAGGUGUAUAUUUUAACUGUGAA